ACAGAACGACUUAGGAUCUUUCCGAUCUACAACACAAUGCCCAACUUCAGACGACUCUCGACUCAGCAGGAUCCUUCUCUUACCUCUAGGAUGGAUAUCCCAAGCUUGAAUUCUGGCCCGCCCAUGUUAGUCGAUGAACUCCACGAUUCUGACUGAUAGUCAUCCAGAGAUUCCACUACACAAGCUAUGCAGACAACGCCUUGCGACAUUCCAAAAGGCACUUCAGGAAAUAUCCCCUUCCGCGCGACCCCUACACAGUCAGCCAUUACUUGCAGUGGUACUCAAGUGGUACAAAUCACCGAUUUGACGCGCACGUACCAUUGUUUUUGAACUAACGCUCCUAACAUCAAACCUACUUGCAAGAAGCUGCAAGAAUCCGACUAAAAAUGUUAUUCUUAUUCAUUGCGAUGAUAUCCCUGAAAAUGCUGUUGUUUUAUCAACUUUCCUCUUUUGUUUAGCUUACACCGGUGUUCUCUUUUGGCCUAGCCACGAACUUUUCUAUUCACACGCCCAAGGCCAUUUCGAGUCAAGACUACGAUAUAUAGAGACAUGGCUCCUCAAUGUUGGAGACUUACCGUCAUUGUGUUAGUUGCAUCCACUUACGCCACACCUAUCCUGAGGCGUUUCCGUUGCCAAACCGCCAUUGCCAUGCAAACUCUACUAAAUCAUUCGCUUCCCCAUUCCAGUCAACUGUCGCCUGUUGACGAUCUCGACGAGAACACUGUGCCAGUGAAUCAGUCUCAGUGUUAUGUGACACCCGACAUGUUCCCCUCUUAUUCCCUUCAGGAUGAAUCGAGUUUAAGCUACUUCGAAGAUAUUUUUGCUGGAUAUAUUGAUUCGUCUGCUCCGGUCGACGCUACUCCCCCAAACGGUUCACCUGAGCCACUGAUGGAGUCCGUCUACAAGAUUGCGGCGGGUGCGCAAAACAUGUGUUUCGACCUUCAGAAGAACUAUUAUCGCCUGUGCACAUUAUAUCAGGAGUCUCAGCAACAGAUAACUACUUUGCAUCAGAAAAUUGAACACCUCGAACACCGAAUCAAUGCGACGACAACUCCCCCUGUCAUCAACAUCGCACAGCCAAACACGGUUUUGAAAACUGCCUCUAGUAUCCCGCAAGCUCUGAUCCCAACGCAAAGCGAAUUCACGCAAGGAUCCAGCCAGCCUUUCAACGAUAGGGACGGGAAAGAAAUGGUUUCCGGUGGUCCUAGUAAGAGGACUAAGCAGAAUAAUAGGCCUCCGCCGUUAGUUCUGCCAUUUGCAGCAGGUGCGCCUUACUCGGCACCCGCAACUACGACGGCACCCACAUUCCCGUCAGCGUCAAGCACAAGCGGCGAGACCCCUGAAGUAUCUGCACUAGAAGGAGUCGGUUUCGCUGCCUUCCUUCGGCCACCCAGUACUGAACGCCAUCAUCAAGGACAUCGAUCAAACCCUGUUAAUGUCUAUGAAGCGGAUGCUUCAUUCUUCUCGCAUGCUUCACCGGAAGAUCCUGACAUGAUGGCUCUCAUGAAUUCGCUAUCCACGCCUUCCCACAGUACUAGUAAUCCUGUUUCUCACAAUCGGAGUCGAUCUGAUUCUUGUAUAGACUAUAACGUCCAAGAAGCACAAACAUCAGACAACGGCAAGGGCGUCGAUAAUCCUCAAUGGAACCCUUCUUCUUAUCCUGCGGACACUUCAUUUUACGGCUAUUCGACCCCAUCUGGAACACCAAAACUAAUCCCCGCGUCCAUGAAGACCUAUUUACCUCAGGUUUUGCCCUCUAACACAUCAAGUCACUAUCGCCAAGCCUCGAUGACUCGGUCGAACAGCGGGCAAGCACUUGCUGUUCCGUCUCCCGCCUUCUCUGUAUCGCCUACACGGUCAAGUUUCUCCACAAUGACUGAUGCUUCUACUCCUUCUGAGUCAAUGACUAUACAAGCUCCCGAACUAUUGAAUCUUCCACGAUCGGCUACAUCACCAGCAUCUUCAAAUGUUAAGCUGGAGGAACAACCGAUCUCAAAAGCUGCACGUAACAGAAGGACGGCGGAACAGAGUGGUAUAUCUGAAAGACCUACCAAACGACAAAAGCAGGAUAAGGAUGCGCCAGCUUCAGGAGUUGUUGUCAAUGCACAGGCUAAUGUGGAUGCUACACGGGUCGGUCAGACACCAAGUGCCCAGAGCAGUCGCAAAUCGAGAAGGCCUCGAGCCAAAAAACAGCCGUCUUUACAGGCACCGAGAGAUGGGGAGAGUGGAAUUGGCUUUGUGAAGGUUUCCACUCCUGCCAGCUAUGGGCGGCCACCUAUGGAUGCGCAAGGUAGUGCGGCUUCAGCAACAAUUGACACCUCCAGUAUGUCUGCUGAGACCAGGAAGCGAAAAAGAGAAGUGAAUGUAAUAACUGUCCACUGCAAUGACCUGAUAUACAAAAAUAGAGCACAGACUUGCGAAACUCGAGAGUUCAAUAGCGAGAUAACGGAACAAGAUAGAGCACACCAAAAACAAAACAAAAACGAAACGAAAUCAAUGGCCUCCAUCAGCAUAUGGGGUCGUGUAGUCAGAAUACGACGACUGAUAGGGCUUCUCAUGCGAUGGUGGGACGGGGUCAUGGAGCGUUUUAUAGCCCUUACCACCCGAGCGUCGAUUCCGAACAACCAUCGUAACAACAGCGCCGAUGAGCAACACGACGAUCAAGCCCAACAUUCCAAUAAUGAUGUAGCUCAAGCGCAACACAUUGCUCAGGUCAACGGAGCUGCUGCUACUGUCGCUGUCUGCCAGAGCGCCAGAUGCAUCUUUGAUGCCACUGCCACUCUUGCUAGUGCUGAUAGGCGGCCUGGCCUGGGUACUAGCGGCUGUAGCAUCAGAGGUUGUAGAGGAAGAGGAAGAGGAAGAGUGUGAAGCAACGAAAGCGUCUAGACGGGCUUUGUUAAGGGUGUCGAACUCUGCCCAAGCUUUCUCUAUGUCGGUAACCUACGAGGAAGGUCAACGGUUAGGGCCCAAAUAUGCGUCAGUGAACUAU
Messenger RNA from Somion occarium, 2989 nucleotides. The record is from the annotation of a GenBank genome assembly. Lineage: Eukaryota; Fungi; Basidiomycota; Agaricomycetes; Polyporales; Cerrenaceae.